AUGAGAUCCACGACGGAUCUGUUCAAGAACAGAUCCCACGCUGGGAAUUACGAUCGACGACAGCAGUCGAAACCUAAGACUUUCCCGUGUAGCUUUUGCAGCAGGAAAUUCGACAGUUCACAGGCACUUGGUGGUCAUCAGAAUGGUCAUAAGAAAGAAAGAGGUGCAGCCAGCAGAAGAUACCAGUCGCUAAGAAUGAUGGGUUUUCUGACGAACAGAUCACUUGGAGUCGGACCCCAUGCCGCCGUUCUAAGCAGAGAGGCAAGAGGAAUGACAUUUGCAGAGAGACUCGACGUUAAAGAAGCUCGUGUAGGGUUUGGAACGGGAUAUGUGCCCUUCACGGUGGAUUUUGAGGAGGCCAUGAAUUAUCUGAUGAUAUGGCCCGGGAGCUUUAGCAUGGCGGCAGAGCCACCAUCAGAAUCAAUUAAGCUAGACUUAAACCUGCGCGGGAUCUGUUCUUGA
Mercurialis annua (annual mercury) is the source of this 462-nucleotide messenger RNA. Its product is annotated as zinc finger protein 7-like. Lineage: Eukaryota; Viridiplantae; Streptophyta; Magnoliopsida; Malpighiales; Euphorbiaceae. The record is from RefSeq and is a predicted model, not a curated record. The coding region runs from base 1 to 462 and encodes 153 amino acids. The transcript is spliced from 2 exons.